This is a messenger RNA of Chaetomium strumarium, 2625 nucleotides long. Its product is annotated as glycoside hydrolase family 3 protein. Gene Ontology annotation, biological process: glucan catabolic process. The coding region runs from base 1 to 2625 and encodes 874 amino acids. The transcript has 3 exons. NCBI's taxonomy places the organism in Eukaryota, Fungi, Ascomycota, Sordariomycetes, Sordariales, Chaetomiaceae. The record is from RefSeq and is a predicted model, not a curated record. Gene Ontology annotation, molecular function: beta-glucosidase activity.
AUGCAGCUCCAAUAUGCAGCGCAAUUGGUGCUCGCGGUUGCAGUCCAAACGUCACUGGCUAACGACUUGAAUCGUCAACAGCUCGAGAAGAGGGCGACACUCGCAUAUUCCCCUCCCUUCUACCCGUCGCCAUGGAUGAACCCCGAGGCCGACGGCUGGACGGAGGCGUAUGCCAAGGCCAGGGAGUUCGUCUCGCAGAUGACGCUGCUGGAGAAGGUCAACCUGACCACAGGUGUUGGCUGGGGUGCGGAGCAAUGUGUCGGCCAAGUAGGCGCGAUUCCUCGCCUGGGUCUCCGUAGCCUGUGCAUGCAGGACGCUCCGCUGGGCAUCCGUGGGACAGACUACAACUCGGCGUUCUCCUCGGGCCAGACUGCUGCCGCCACCUUUGAUCGCGGUCUGAUGUACAGACGCGGCUAUGCCAUGGGCAAGGAGGCCAAGGGCAAGGGCGUCGAUGUGCUGCUCGGACCCGUCGCCGGCCCUCUCGGACGCAUGCCCGCUGCUGGCCGCAACUGGGAAGGCUUCUCCCCGGAUCCGGUCCUGACGGGCAUCGGCAUGAUGGAGACGAUCAAGGGCAUCCAGGAUGCUGGGACCAUUGCUUGCGCGAAGCACUACAUUGGCAACGAGCAAGAGCACUUCCGGCAGGUGGGAGAGGCCCAAGGGUAUGGGUUCGAUAUCUCGGAGACGUUAUCUUCCAACAUCGACGAUAGAACUAUGCACGAGCUCUAUCUCUGGCCCUUUGCCGACGCGGUUCGUGCCGGAGUCGGCUCGGUCAUGUGCUCGUACCAGCAAGUCAACAACUCGUACGGCUGCCAGAACUCUAAGUUGCUCAACGACCUGCUCAAGGCCGAACUCGGCUUCCAGGGCUUCGUCAUGAGCGACUGGCAGGCACAGCACACGGGCGCCGCAAGCGCCGUUGCUGGCCUCGACAUGACCAUGCCGGGCGACACCGUCUUCAACAGCGGGCUCAGCUUCUGGGGGGCCAACCUCACCCUCGCGGUGCUCAACGGCACCGUCCCUGCGUACCGGCUCGACGACAUGGCGAUGCGCAUCAUGGCCGCCUUCUUCAAGGUGAACAAGAAGGUCGAUGAACUCGAGCCCAUCAACUUCUCCUUCUGGACCCUGGACACGUACGGCCCGCUCCACUGGGCCGCGGGCAAGGAUGUCCAGCAGAUCAACUGGCACGUCGACGUCCGCGAGGACCAUGGCAGCCUCAUCCGCGAGAUUGGCGCCAAGGGCACCGUGCUCCUCAAGAACACCGGCUCCCUGCCGCUCAACAAGCCCAAGUUCCUUGCCGUCAUCGGCGAGGAUGCUGGUCCCAACCCCAACGGGCCCAACUCCUGCGCUGACCGCGGUUGCGGCGACGGCACGGUGGCCAUGGGCUGGGGUUCCGGCACGACCAACUUCCCGUACCUCGUCACGCCCGAUGCCGCGCUCCAGGCCCGGGCGGUCCAGGAUGGAUCGCGCUACGAGAGCAUUCUGUCGAACUACGCGGCCGCGCAGACGAAGGCGCUGGUGUCGCAGGACAACGUGACGGCCAUUGUCUUUGUCAAUGCCGACGCGGGUGAAGGCUUCAUCAACGUGGACGGCAACAUGGGCGACCGCAAGAACCUGACGCUGUGGAAGGACGGCGACGCGCUCGUCAAGAACGUCUCGAGCUGGUGCUCCAACACCAUCGUCGUCAUCCACUCGCCCGGCCCUGUCCUGAUUACCGAGUGGUACGACAGCCCGAACAUCACGGCCAUCCUCUGGGCCGGCUUCCCGGGCCAGGAGUCGGGCAACUCCAUCGCCGAUGUUCUGUACGGCAAGGUCAACCCGGCCGGGCGCACCCCCUUCACUUGGGGCGCGACCCGCGAGGGCUACGGCGCCGACGUGCUCUACAAGCCCAACAAUGGCAAGGACGCGCCGCAGCAGGACUUCACCGAGGGCGUCUUCAUCGACUACCGCUACUUCGACAAGGCCAACACGUCGGUCAUCUACGAGUUCGGCCACGGCCUCAGCUACACCACGUUCGAGUACAGCAACAUCAAGGUCGAGAAGGCCCACGGCGGCCCGUACAAGCCCACGACCGGCAAGACCGCACCGGCCCCGACAUUCGGCAACUACUCGACCAACCUGGACGACUACGUCUUCCCCGCGGACGAGUUCCCCUACGUCUACCAGUACAUCUACCCCUACCUCAACACGAGCGACCCGGAAAAGGCCUCGGCCGACCCGCACUACGGCCAGACGGCCGAGCAGUUCCUGCCGCCGCACGCCACGGACGCAUCGGCGCAGCCGUACCCGCGCGCGUCCGGCAAGAACUCGCCCGGCGGCAACCGCCAACUGUACGACGUGCUGUACACGGUCACGGCCGACAUCAAGAACACGGGCGCGGUGGCGGGCGACGAGGUGCCGCAGCUGUACGUGUCGCUCGGCGGGGCCGACGACCCCAAGGUCCAGCUGCGCGACUUCGACCGCAUCCGCAUCGACCCGGGCAAGACGGCCACCUUCCGCGGCCAGCUCACCAGGCGGGAUCUGAGUAACUGGGAUCCGGCCGUGCAGGACUGGGUCAUCAGUGAGCACAAGAAGACCGUCUAUGUUGGGCGGAGCAGCAGGAAGUUGGAUUUGAGUGCUGAGUUGGAUUAA